AGAUGAAAUAAGGGCAAUUAUGUAAUGGAAACUUGAGGAGAAUUCAUGAGGAAAGAUCCUCAACCUCUGGCUGUGAAUCAAAGGAAAUGAAAGAAUUACUACUAAUUAGGCAUGGGGAGGCAGACCACAACGUCCUAUUCGCUCAAAACAGGUCACAAGAAGCUCAGGAAUUGAGGGACCCAAAUUUGAACAGAAAAGGAAUCCAACAAGCGAAAGAUCUAAAACAUCGGCUUUCUAAUUUUCUCAGGCGGAGUUUUGACUUGGAACUUGUAAUAAUAUCGCCCAUGAGACGGACUCUGGAGACAUACGACCUGGUGCUUUCCACCACUAGAUGUCCAGUGAUUAUCUCUCCCCUUCUUAGAGAGCAAGGCGAUUUCCCGUGUGACUACGGCAGUAACAGAUCUGACCUAGAGACUGAGUUUCCCCACCACAACUUCUCAGAUAUUGAGGAUGUCUGGUGGACCGAGGACGAGACUUAUCCACAGGUACAAGAAAGAGUAGAGGAAUUUAAAAGAUUCCUUAACGAGAGGCCAGAAAAGAACAUAGCUGUGGUUUCUCACGGAGUAUUUCUUAAAGCGCUGGUCCGUAGUACCGAACAAUUCCGGACUUUCAGGAGCUUUAAAAACUGCGAAUGCUUGCGAGCGACUCUUGAUCAGGAAGGACGUUUAAACAUGAUUAUCUGAUAUUAGAGGAUACAACUGCUAAAGUUCGACUGACGAGCAAUUUGUGCACAGAUCAAAUGAAUGGAAAUAAAGUUAUUUAUGUACAAUGUAAAGUAUUGUUAUCAACUACCUGUUCAUUUUACUAAGGAUUAACAUGAA
Messenger RNA from Bolinopsis microptera, 821 nucleotides. RefSeq lists its product as uncharacterized. NCBI's taxonomy places the organism in Eukaryota, Metazoa, Ctenophora, Tentaculata, Lobata, Bolinopsidae. Gene Ontology annotation, cellular component: cytoplasm. The record is from RefSeq and is a predicted model, not a curated record. Gene Ontology annotation, molecular function: phosphatase activity. Bases 87 to 683 code for a protein of 198 amino acids. The transcript has 5 exons.